This is a messenger RNA of Zonotrichia leucophrys gambelii, 1729 nucleotides long. RefSeq names its product protein arginine methyltransferase 5 (gene PRMT5). Gene Ontology annotation, cellular component: cytosol; nucleus. The annotation marks the transcript as partial. Gene Ontology annotation, biological process: peptidyl-arginine N-methylation; regulation of DNA-templated transcription. The record is from RefSeq and is a predicted model, not a curated record. The transcript has 14 exons. NCBI's taxonomy places the organism in Eukaryota, Metazoa, Chordata, Aves, Passeriformes, Passerellidae.
GCCCUGCAGCAGGAGCUGGAUUUCGGUGCCUACCUGGGCUUGGCCGCUCACCUGGUGCCGCUGCGGGGCCGCCACAACCCCAACCUGGCGCGGGGGCUCAGCGCCCACCUGCACAGCGGCCACCACGCCACACAGUUCUGGGUCCAGGUCCCGCUGGUGCCGCCCGAGGACGGCCGCGAUGACGUCAUCGCCAACGAGGCCCCGCCCACCGGAAGUGACGAGGAGAACACGUGGGAGUGGUGGCACAACUUCCGCACCCUGCUCGACUACAACAAACGGGUGGCGCUGGCGCUGGAGAUCGGGCCGGACCUGCCGUCGGCCGAGGCCCUGGCGCGCUGGCUGGGCGAACCCGUGCGCGCCGCCUUCCUCCCCACCCGCCUCUUCCUCACCAACAAGAAAGGGUUCCCCGUGCUGGGCCGGGGCCACCAGCGCCUGCUGGGGCAGCUGCUCAAGCUGGACGUGCAGCUGAUCGUGCAGGGCAGCCCCCGGCACGGCGGGCGCCCCCUGGCCGCGUACCUGCAGUACCUGGAGCACCUGGGCCAGCACCGGCCCCCGCCCUCCGCCUACGAGCUCUAUGCGAGGGGGUACGAGGAUUAUCUGCAGAGCCCAUUGCAGCCCCUGAUGGACAACCUGGAGUCUCAGACCUACGAGGUUUUCGAGAAGGAUCCAAUCAAAUACUGCCAAUACCAGCAGGCCAUCUUCAAGUGCCUGCAGGACCGAGUGCCCGAGGCCGAGCGGGAGAGCAACGUGCAGGUGCUGAUGGUUCUGGGUGCCGGGCGGGGCCCGUUGGUGUCGGCGGCGCUGAGGGCGGCCAGGAUGGCCGGGACACGAGUGAGGAUCUACGCCGUGGAGAAAAACCCAAACGCCGUCGUCACGCUGGAGAACUGCCAGUGGGAGGAGUGGGGCUCGCAGGUGUCGGUGGUGUCGCGGGACAUGCGGGGCUGGGCCGCGCCCGAGCGCGCCGACCUGGUGGUGUCGGAGCUGCUGGGAUCCUUCGGGGACAACGAGCUGAGCCCAGAGUGCCUGGACGGGGCCCGGGGCUGCCUCAAAGAGGACGGGGUGUCCAUCCCUCAGUCCUACACCUCGUUCCUGGCCCCCGUCUCCUCCUCCAAGCUCUACAACGAAGUUCGGGGCUGCCGAGAGCACGACCGGCACCCGGAGGCGCAGUUCGAGACCCCGUACGUGGUGAGGCUGCACAAUUUCCACCAGGUGGCGCCGCCCCUGCCCUGCUUCACCUUCCAGCACCCAAAUCCAGAUCCCUGCCCUGACAACAGCCGCUACACGGAGCUGAGCUGGCGCGUCCAGGUGGGCACCGUCCUGCACGGCUUCGCCGGCUACUUCGAGACGCGGCUCUACGGCGACGUCACCCUCAGCAUCCGGCCCGAGACGCACUCGCCGGGUUUGUUCUCCUGGUUCCCCAUUUUCUUCCCCAUCAAGCAGCCGGUGCCGGUGCGGGCGGGGCAGGAAGUGGGCGUGGCCUUCUGGCGCGUGGCCACGCCCAGCAAGGUGUGGUACGAGUGGGCGGUGACGUCACCGCUUUGCUCCGCCCUCCACAACCCCACGGGGCGGAGCUACACCAUCGGCCUGUGAGUGAUUGACAGCUGGAGGGGGCGGUGACGUCAUCGCUUUGCUCCGCCCUCCGCCACCCUCAGGGGGCGGAGCUACAGCCUCGGCCUGGGAGUGAUUGACAGCUGGACGGACGGACGGAAUAAAGAGAGACAGACGGAAA